Messenger RNA from Daphnia carinata, 1263 nucleotides. RefSeq names its product galactosylceramide sulfotransferase-like. The coding region runs from base 16 to 1239 and encodes 407 amino acids. Lineage: Eukaryota; Metazoa; Arthropoda; Branchiopoda; Diplostraca; Daphniidae. The transcript is spliced from 5 exons. The record is from RefSeq and is a predicted model, not a curated record. Gene Ontology annotation, cellular component: membrane. Gene Ontology annotation, molecular function: galactosylceramide sulfotransferase activity. Gene Ontology annotation, biological process: glycolipid biosynthetic process.
AAAGCUAUUCGCGCGAUGGAGAUCAGGUGCCUAAAAGUAAAUGACCUGGCUAUUCGACGGCAACGAUUUUGUUUCAAACGGUUCGUCGUGGCGGUGAUCAUUAGCUGUUGUCUAACUUUUUUAUCAAAACGUGCCUUGUUCCAGCAACUAGAAACGCUGGAUUCCACAGAAUUUCGGAAAUUUAUUUUUAUGAAAACUCACAAGUGCGGCACUAGUACCAUCGAAAACAUCAUAUUCCGGUUUGCAUUGAAAAACGAACUGAACAUUGUGUUGCCCGAAGAGGGCAGCUACCUGUCGAGGACUGAGCUUUUCGACCAUAAUUCAUUGAACGACACGAAGUGGAAAGACCUCAAUUUCGAUAUAUUCGCUUUGCACAAUCGCUGGAACAAGAAAGAAGUUCUGGAGCUGUUGCGCGAAGAUGUACCGGCCUUCACCGUCAUUCGAGAACCCGUGGAAGUCUUUGAAUCCUUGUUCCACUACCUCGAUCCUCAAUUGAAAAACUUCUACGGCGUCCAGGAUAUUCACGAUAUGAUCCGCGCUAUCAGAAACGCCACCCUAUCAGAUGUAGUGGAGAAACGUUGGUUGGGUAGCAUUGGACGCAACCAAAUAGCCUGGGAUUUGGGGAUAUCGCCCGACAUCUUCGACAACGAAAACGCUAUAACGGAAGAAAUUCAGCGUUUGGAUCACGAGUUCCAUCUUGUGAUGAUUGCAAAUAGGAUGGACGAGUCCCUCAUCCUCAUGAAGCAAUUGCUCAAUUGGCCUCUACAAAAUGUCGUCCAUCUAGAUUUGAACAGGAGGAAGCCAGAGAAGUCUUCCAAGUUGAGCGUCGCUGAAAGAAAGGUGCUAGAGAAAUGGCUGGCCGCCGACGUGCAGAUCUUUCAAUAUUUCUCUCGUCGAUUCGACGAAAAGGUAGCCGAAUUCAAUUGGAAAUAUUCGACAUUACCAACAGGCCUGUCUGACGUCGAUUCUGCCAUUAAGAGGCAAACUCAAUUAUUGGAGGAAGCCAACAAACAAUUGUAUGAUCGCUGCGUACUCAGCGAAGUGGGCAACGAAGAGCUCGUAAGCAAGUACAAGACUUACAAUGACAAUAUCAUGGGCUACUCCAUCAACGAGGAACAAGAAGACUGUGCUUUGUACGUUAUGAGCGAACGCAGUUUUUUGAGCACAUUCAGAGAUCUACUCUUAUCAAAAUUAACGACACCCUCCAGCUUAUUAACGUGGUUUGGAUCAUUAAAAUAGUCACGCAAAUGAUUCUACGGUGUC